GCAGGCAAGCAACAGGCGUCCGCCGCCGCAUCGAAUCUUCUCGGGUCAGUUUCUCGCGGGAUCCAACGUUAUGAAAAUCAUAAACUAAUUAUUAUAAAAUAAAAAUACAUGAAAAAAGAAUUAAUUAAUAGAUGAAAGGCAACACGUAUUAUAAAAUAAAACGGACACGGCAGGAAAUACAAAGGAGAGAAUCAAGUGGACCGGACGACAAAAGAAAAGCAAAAACAAGUCUUGCUUCUGUUUUCGUGGAUCUCGUUAACUUCUCUCUCUGAUUGACUUAAUUUUCGCGAAAGUGGGCGUUCGAAUUGGAGAAUAAAGGGGAUGCUUUCCUUGUAGUUUAUUGGGAGGGAGAAAUGGAUUCGGCGAGAAGUUGGUUGCAGAAGCUUCAACCGCGAGAUAAAGUGAGGGGUUUGAGUAGGAAGAAGGAGGCUGGUAGCAAUGGAAGUACCGACGACUGUACGGAUGAAGAAGGUAUGUCUAAUACUACGAAGCAGAAGGUUGCCGCAGCUAAGCAGUACAUUGAGAAUCACUACAAGGAACAGAUGAAGAAUCUGCAAGAGAGAAGGGAGAGGCGCAAUAUAUUGGAAAAAAAGUUGGCUGAUGCUGAUGUCUCAGAGGAAGAUCAAAAUAACCUUAUUAAGUUCUUGGAGAAGAAGGAAACAGAAUACAUGCGCCUUCAGAGGCAUAAAAUGGGUGCUGAUGAUUUUGAGUUAUUAACAAUGAUUGGGAAGGGGGCAUUUGGGGAGGUUAGAGUAUGUAGAGAAAAGACAACUGGUCAUGUAUAUGCUAUGAAAAAGCUUAAGAAAUCAGAGAUGCUUCGAAGAGGCCAGGUUGAGCAUGUGAGAGCAGAAAGGAAUUUGCUUGCCGAGGUUGAUAGCAACUGCAUCGUCAAACUCUACUGUUCUUUCCAAGAUGAUGAGUUCCUUUAUCUUAUUAUGGAAUAUCUACCUGGUGGAGAUAUGAUGACUCUACUUAUGCGAAAGGAUACCUUGACUGAAGAUGAAGCUAGAUUCUAUGUUGCAGAGACAGUUUUGGCUAUUGAAUCUAUCCAUAAACACAAUUACAUUCAUAGAGAUAUCAAGCCCGACAACUUGCUGCUUGAUAGAUUUGGGCACUUGAGACUCUCUGAUUUUGGUCUAUGUAAACCCUUAGACUGCAGCACUCUUGGAGAAAAUGAUUUUUCUGUCAUGAACAAUGUCAAUGGGGCUGCACAGAAUCAGGAGCAGCCAGGAGUGCCAAAACGGACGCAACAAGAGCAACUGGAACAUUGGCAGAAGAAUAGGAGAACACUUGCGUAUUCUACUGUUGGCACACCUGAUUAUAUUGCUCCAGAAGUCCUACUGAAGAAAGGUUAUGGUAUGGAAUGUGACUGGUGGUCACUUGGUGCUAUUAUGUAUGAAAUGCUUGUGGGAUAUCCACCUUUCUAUUCAGAUGAUCCGAUGUCAACAUGUAGGAAGAUAGUAAACUGGAAAGCCCAUUUAAAGUUUCCUGAGGAAGCAAAAUUAUCUCUGGAGGCAAAGGAUCUUAUUACCAAACUCUUGUGUAAUGUCAACCAGAGAUCGGGAUCGAAAGGUGCAGAUGAAAUAAAGGCUCAUCCAUGGUUUGAUGGUGUCAACUGGGAUAAGCUUUAUCAAGUAGAAGCUGCUUUUAUUCCUGAAGUCAAUGAUGAGUUGGAUACUCAAAAUUUUGAAAAUUUUGAAGAGUCUGACCACCAGCCUAAUACGUCGUCAAAGACAGGUCCAUGGAGGAGGAUGCUCUCAUCGAAGGACAUAAAUUUUGUGGGCUAUACUUACAAGAACUUUGAAAUUGUCAAUGAUUAUCAAGCAGCUGGGAUAGCUGAAUUGAAGAAAAGCACCAAACCAAGCAGGCCCUCCGUCAAGUCACUUUUUGAGAAUGAGGUGGAGGAGACAUCAGAGUCGUAAGAAACAGCUGCCGAAGAGCAACAAUCAGCCACUAAGGAGUAAAAAUAGCCUACGCAAGGGAGCUUAACAAAUUCACUGCCCAACCCAUGAGUAGAACCGACUCAAAAUCUGAGUGAAUCCAUUUAUCUAGGCCAACCGACCUCUUAAUAUUUCAAACAGAGACAGCCCUCCUGCUCGCAACAGUUGGUAGAUUAUAACAUUUCAGUUAAUUUAGAUCUUUUUGAUGUUACCAUUUUCAUUCGAUUUAGUUGAACGCUCAAAUUCUUGAGGCCUGGAAGAAAAGUACUGGAUUUUGAUGCUACUGACCGGAGCAUUGAUGUAUUUUUUUUUUUUCCCCUUCUUGUUCUUUUGGCACAAAGCAUGGAAACAGGGAAGAGAAACCUAAUGGCUAAUGCUCUGAUUCAUUCUCCAUACUUAUUUAACUUUUUCUUUUUUUCCUUUAAGUUUUGGGGGCCAAUAGUUGUGCAAAGGAUACUUAUUUUACUUGUACCCAGCAUACAUACAUGUGUACAUUUUAUAAAUGAUACAACUUGUGUAAUACAGUUUGUUUAGGGAAAAAAAAGUUCCUAUCUACA
Molecule: messenger RNA, 2497 nt
Organism: Mangifera indica (mango)
Lineage: Eukaryota; Viridiplantae; Streptophyta; Magnoliopsida; Sapindales; Anacardiaceae
Product: serine/threonine-protein kinase 38-like
Exons: 14
Coding region: 354-1922 (522 amino acids)
Biological process (GO): intracellular signal transduction; peptidyl-serine phosphorylation
Molecular function (GO): ATP binding; protein serine/threonine kinase activity
Source: RefSeq, a predicted model, not a curated record